GCCGUGUUCGUCGCCGUCAAUCGCAUCCUGUGUUUCUAUCUCCGGUCUGAUUAUAUAACCACGAGCUGUUGUUACAAUGUUUCUCACGAGAUUUAUCGGGAGGAGAUUCUUGGCAGUAGCAUCCGCGAGAUCGGAGUCCACUACUACUGCAGCAGCUGCGUCGACUGUUAGGACUGCCAAAAACCCUCUCGAAGAGUUCUUUGAGUUCGAUAGAAGCCAAGACGAAGACAAACCUGUUGUCUACGGUCGAGGUUGGAAAGCUUCGGAACUGCGGCUCAAGUCAUGGGAUGAUCUUCAGAAGCUGUGGUACGUUCUUUUGAAAGAGAAGAAUAUGUUGAUGACUCAGCGUCAGAUGCUUCAAGCUCAGAACAUGAUGUUCCCUAACCCUGAACGCAUUCCAAAGGUGAGAAGAUCAAUGUGCCGGAUAAAGCAUGUGCUGACAGAAAGAGCAAUUGAAGAACCGGAUCCCAGAAGAUCUGCCGAGAUGAAGAGAAUGGUCAAUGCUAUGUGAUCAUCUUCCCCUUGUGCUUCUUUUCGCAACCGAUUAGAGUCAGUGUUUGGGGUCUUGGUCCAAUGAUUGUGAGUGUUGUGUCUGGUAGUAAAAAACGUUUGUUGGGUAGCUAUUAUGCACGUACGUUUCUGUAAAACCAUUGGUGUUUAUUUCAGGAGUACACAUGUUGGUUAGUUGAUUCAGAGCUACUGUCUUGGAGCAUAAUCCACAUUAAUAAGAGAGCAAG
Eruca vesicaria subsp. sativa (arugula) is the source of this 737-nucleotide messenger RNA. Lineage: Eukaryota; Viridiplantae; Streptophyta; Magnoliopsida; Brassicales; Brassicaceae. The record is from the annotation of a GenBank genome assembly.